UCCAAGUCCACCACACCGGACGAGGUGCGCCCGCCCCCAUUUCUAUAUCCCUUUUCUAUUCCCCUCCCCCCGCCGCUGAAAACAAGAACGGAACGCGCGCGCGCGGGAGGGAGAGAGAAUCUCGCGCCAUUAAUUUCCCGGGCCUCGGCUUUGUUUUCUCUCCCGUCGCCAUCGAUCGAUCGCCAGCCGCGCGCACGCGCGCGCGAGUACCGAGGGCCGGCUGGCUCGCUCGCUCGCUCGCUACAGCGCUCUCGGUUCCGUCGUCUCGUUCCGUUAAUGCUUGCGCGCGCCCGAUUACUAACCGCGGCCCGCCCUUGUUCUUCCGAUGCAGCGGCGGCAGCGGCAUUGGUUGAACUCGCCAUCGACGUCGGAGGAGGGGGGCGCCGCCGGCAUGCGCCCGCGAGGCCAGGAUCCGUCCGCCGGGGCCGUCGGGAUCUGAUCCAGCCCGUCCCGCCGCCGCGACCCUCUCCGUCUCCGGCCGCUCGCUCGCGGCUGCAGCAGCAGGAGAGGAGGAGGAGGACGAGGAGGAGGAGAUAGAGACGGAAGCCACCCCGACCACCUAGCUAGGGUUUGCUUCACCUCCCUCUCGCGCUCCUUCACGUCCUCGAGGAAGAAGGAGGAGGAUGUCGUCGUCGAACUCGCCGUGCGCGGCGUGCAAGCUGCUGAGGCGGAAGUGCACGCAGGGGUGCGUGUUCGCGCCCUACUUCCCGCCGGACCAGCCGGCCAAGUUCGCCAACGUGCACAAGGUGUUCGGCGCCAGCAACGUCUCCAAGCUGCUCAACGAGCUCCCCGUGGUGCAGCGGGAGGACGCCGUCAACUCGCUGGCCUACGAGGCCGAGGCGCGCCUCCGCGACCCCGUCUACGGAUGCGUCGCCUACAUCUCCGUCCUCCAGCUCAAGAUCAAGCAGGUGCGCGAGGAGAUCGCCAACGCGCGCAAGGAGCUCUCCGGCUACAUCGGCCAGGCCGCCUACGCGCCCAUCGUCCCCGUGCAGCACCCUCACGCCGCCGCCGCUGCCGCCGCGCAGUACGCAGCCAUGGGCCUCGUCCAGCCCCACCCGCACCAGCACCAGCACCAGCAGAUGGCGAUGCAGCAGCAGCCGUACCACCAGCAGAUCGCCGAGGCGCAGCACUUGGCGGCCGCGGUCGAGGUGGCGCGUUCCGGGGGGCAGGGGCAGCACCACCAGCAGCACCACCACCACCACCAGCAGCAGCAGCACCACCACCACCAGCACCAGCAGCACGAGAUGAUGAUGAUGCGCCAGACCUACGGCAACGUUCACGGUGCCGCCGCAGGGCCAACGAUAGCCGUCGACCCUCCCACCCAGGGCGCCGCCUACGACGGAACGGCCCCGUUCCUCAUCCAGCAGCAGCAACCGUCGCCUUCCGCCCUGACCUACCGCAUGGAGGAGCCGUCCCCGCCGCCGCAGUCCUCGGGCCACUCCCACGUCGACAUGUCCCGCGCGCCGCAGCAGCAUCAUCAGCACACGGACGGCAGCGACGAGGGGAGCGGGGGCGCCCCGCCGUCCUGAUGGCCAUGCUCCCGCGCGCCUCCUUCGCCGUGUGUGUCGAUAUUUUCCUCCUAGCUUUCUCUUUUCACGGUUUUCUUUCAUCUUUCAUUCGUUGGGCACGAGUCUUUUUGUCUUCUUGAUCAUAUGAUAUCGAACUGGCAUCUCGCCAUGGCUCCCCGGAAAGCAUAUUCAUGGCUCCUGGAGGCGGACAAGCUGGUGAUCUUGCUCAAGGCUCUUCAUCAGCUGCCUUUAUCCCUCACAAGAGUGACAGCCAAAUAAAUGCAGACCAGAAACAGAGGUGGCAAAGAGAAACUUAUGAAGGGAGGUGCAGAUGGAGACAGUGAAACAUGCAUGCAAGGUGUGCGUGCAAAGGGGAGCAGAUAGUGAAGCAAGCAGCAUGCAUGCAGCUGGGGCACUGUCAGGGCAGAAUUAGCAGCCAGAAAGCAUUAAAAAAAAUACUUCUCGACUAGUACUAUAGUGGCUACAUACAUACAUAUAUUUCUUCUCUUCCGGGUUUGUUUCUGUUGACAAAGUUCAAUACUAUAGCAUGCUGUUUCGUUUUGCGCUUUGGUUUUUUGCUUGUUUCGUUUGGUCUAGGAUAUAUUCUUUUGAGUGGUAUAAACAUUUGUUUAGAGACCAUUGUCUGAGAUAAAGAGUGGGAUCAGUUAGCCGUUUUUCUCUUA
This is a messenger RNA of Hordeum vulgare subsp. vulgare (domesticated barley), 2191 nucleotides long. Its product is annotated as LOB domain-containing protein 36-like. The record is from RefSeq and is a predicted model, not a curated record. The transcript is spliced from 3 exons. The coding region runs from base 624 to 1529 and encodes 301 amino acids. Lineage: Eukaryota; Viridiplantae; Streptophyta; Magnoliopsida; Poales; Poaceae.